Paramacrobiotus metropolitanus is the source of this 851-nucleotide messenger RNA. RefSeq lists its product as uncharacterized. Gene Ontology annotation, molecular function: transmembrane receptor protein serine/threonine kinase activity. Lineage: Eukaryota; Metazoa; Tardigrada; Eutardigrada; Parachela; Macrobiotidae. Bases 199 to 603 code for a protein of 134 amino acids. Gene Ontology annotation, cellular component: membrane. The transcript is spliced from 3 exons. The record is from RefSeq and is a predicted model, not a curated record.
GGCACCGUAUGCUUGCUCAAGCCCCUCUGAUCCCAACCAGCUGUCUACCGUAGUGCUCACGUUUCAUCUGCAUGGCGAACUACACAAAAUUAUUAAGAUGCAUACUACGCUGCUUGAGCGGUGAGUCGGUGACUAUACGAAGCGCUGGAUUCGGAUGUAACAAUUUUGCAGGUAAUCGAACCAGUUUUAUAUGAAAACAUGCUAUGGAUUUUAUUGUCGCACUUGCCAUUUCUCCUUUGGUCAGGAACCGGCGCCGGAGGCCUAAAAUGCAUCAGCGGUACACAUCCGUUAGAGCGGUCAAUGGUGAAGACUGACACGUGUAAAGCUGAUCAGGUGUGCUUCGGAACUCUAACAAAAACUGCCCAGGAUACAGUAGUACUAGAACAAGCCGGAUGUGCCAUCAUGGAUAGCACCAAGAAACUGGGAUGUGUCAUGUCCAGUCCUGAAGAUAUUCGCAUGGUGUGCCACUGCGAUACAGACCGCUGCAAUCAGUAUGGCUUCCGGGAUUUCGCGCAAGCUGAAUCUGGAUCAUGCGUUGCCUCUGGCAGUAAAAUCGGCAUUGUUACAGCGGCAGUAAUUCUAAUACACCGCUACUUUCAGUAGGACACUUAGUGGACCAUUGAACACAGAAUUGGCCGUAAUAAUAAUAAUAGAAUGUGUAUGCUUGUACCUGACCACCGGUAAUGUAUUUUGCAGUUAGUGGUUUAAUUUUUUCAGUGCUUCGUUACUGUUCUACUGGAGCACGUAACGACUCUCAUGCUUUCGGUGAAUUUUACCGGCUCUUUUCUCGAUGUCUACAAUUCUCGGUUUGGUUCUUGCAUGACUUGCUCAAUUCUUGCUCAAGUCCUCAA